Rhineura floridana is the source of this 1933-nucleotide messenger RNA. RefSeq names its product vesicle associated membrane protein 3 (gene VAMP3). NCBI's taxonomy places the organism in Eukaryota, Metazoa, Chordata, Lepidosauria, Squamata, Rhineuridae. The record is from RefSeq and is a predicted model, not a curated record. Gene Ontology annotation, molecular function: syntaxin-1 binding; SNAP receptor activity. Gene Ontology annotation, biological process: SNARE complex assembly; vesicle-mediated transport; vesicle fusion. The coding region runs from base 140 to 532 and encodes 130 amino acids. The transcript is spliced from 4 exons. Gene Ontology annotation, cellular component: SNARE complex; plasma membrane.
GCGGCGCUUGCUGGGGCGGGGCACCUCCCUCCCGGCAGCUGCGCCUGCAAAAGCCCCGGGGGGGGGCGGCGGCGGUGGCGCAGCUCGACAGUAGGAAUCGCCGGAAGCCCCGUGGAGUAGCAGCAGCAGCAGCAGCAGCAUGUCAACAAGUGGUCCCGCGGGGGCUUCCUCUGCCCCUGGCAGCAGCCGGCUUCAGCACACUCAGCACCAAGUUGAUGAGGUGGUGGAUAUAAUGAGAGUCAAUGUGGACAAGGUUUUGGAAAGGGAUCAAAAGCUCUCUGAGCUGGAUGACCGUGCGGAUGCCUUGCAAGCGGGAGCUGCCCAGUUUGAGACGAAUGCUGCCAAGCUGAAAAGGAAGUACUGGUGGAAGAACUGCAAGUUUGGAGUGUGUCCUCAUGAGAUCUUUGAGGAAACCUUGAACAUGAAGCUGUUUUCAACAAGAAACGUCAGUCUCCUACAUCUUGUUGCCAAGCUUUCCCCUGAUUGCACAAAUCAAACAUUUAUUUUGGAUAGAAGUGUUAACUCUCUGUAGUCAAUAGACAAUAUGCCUUUAUUUAAAUGAUGCUCUUCAACUUGUAAAUGCUGUUACAGUUGGUUGAGACCGCUAAGGCCUGUAUGAGCUAGGGAGGAAAGUAUUAAGGCUUCAGGAUUUCAUGAUCUAUAUUUGAAACUGUGAACUUCUGGCUGUGUUUUAAUAGAUCAUGGGUGGUAUUUUUUGCCUCAGCUCCUAUGCCUGGACAUGAUGCAGACUAGCUUCCAUUUGUGCCUUCCUGAGAAAUGUUUCUUUUGUAUACAACUUGUGCCAUUUUGGAAUAGCCAUGGCCUUAAUUAGGGAAUAACUACUGAUUCUGAUUUGAGGGGCGGUGAGAAUGAACUGGCCCAUCAUGAGCAAGGGCAGAUUUCUAAACAAUGAAGGUUGUACACACUGAACACAUACCAUUAAGCGCUAAGAGAAAUACUGCAAAAGAUUUGGGACAAGAAAACACUCUGGUUUCUGCACUUCUCACAGUAAACUGCCACUCCUUGGUGCCUUAUUGCUUGGACCUGAACAAAUCCCAUAAACGUUUUUUUUAAUUAAUACUGGAUGAAUUUAAAGCUUCUGGGUUUUUUCCUGGCAGAACUAAAACCUGUAAGAGAGGCUUCCUUAACGUAUGGGGUAAGGGGGCAAAAAGCAAUCCUGAAAAGUAAUUUUGACAUGUUUUACCACAGACUGCAGCUGUCUCCUUCAAAGUGUGUCAAAUACUCUGGCUUACACAGCCCUUCAUGGGCCAUGCUGUGCCUUGCAGUUGCAUCACUUUCAUUCAUCUCUUCCCCCUCCCCCGGUUCCUUGCAUCGACCUCUGGACUUCUGCCCUCCUCGUUUCCUUCUGCACAGACUGCAGAUAUGGAUGAGACCUGGUCUUAACCAUUGACCAGCAUUGCCAAACACGUGCAGUACCAUGUUCUGUUUUUUUGCCGAUUCCCUUUUUUGAUAUUUGUAGUGAAAAUUGCUGGAGUUGUAAGGAGAUAGUGAAGGUGAAUGAAGAAUGGGUUGGUCUGCCUUAAAGAACUCAAAGCAAAACCAAAUGGACAGGCUCUUUGUACUGAGUGCUUUUCUUAAAAACUUGUCUUGUAAUACUUGUAACCUGCCAGGUUUAAACAGAAGGUGGGAGGGUAAGAAUGAGAAUAAAGUUACAAUCAAUAUUCUUACUCUUUUAUAAAAUGUCAUUAAGAUUUGUUUAAACUUCAAGCUUAACCAAACACUGGAAAUGGAUUUUUCCUCGCAUUGAGACUUGCCAGUGCCUUGACUAACAUCCAGCCUUGUUUUCUGUAUAUAUGUGUAUGUGUACGCACUCGUGUAGGCAAGGGUGCAGAGCUUCACCCACCAUCCUGGCACUGCAAGCAGGGCCAGGAAAAGUCUUCACUGCAACCAUUUAAUAAAAAGUAGAUUAUAA